Molecule: messenger RNA, 1005 nt
Organism: Helobdella robusta
Lineage: Eukaryota; Metazoa; Annelida; Clitellata; Rhynchobdellida; Glossiphoniidae
Exons: 8
Coding region: 1-1005 (334 amino acids)
Source: RefSeq, a predicted model, not a curated record
AUGAACUCUUCCAAGGUUAAUGAGGUUAUAUUGAGUGCUAUUUACAGCGGGGCUUCUACUACACCUGGUUUUGGGGUAAAUCAAAGUUUGGAGGGCUUUAGAAAUGUUGAUAUACUGGGAUGCGUACCCGCCAUUAUUAAAUGCGCGUUCGUCUGCCAGAUGGCGCCAUCCUGCACCAACUUCAACUACAAGUCAGAAGUUCAGAUGUGUGAACUGUUCACCAAGCCCGCCUUCAAGUUGUCGAGUCAACUGAAUUGUACUAGCUACCAAGACAUCCGUAGUAAUGACAACAAUAACACAAACACGGUAAACCAAACCAACCUCUCACUAAUGAAACCAACCUGCCAAAGCUCCAUGUACGUCACGACGUUGAGUUUUUCUGGCUACUCGUGGCUGGCUGUCGAUGGCGUAGCGGCUUCAAACGCAGCCGGAGGACAGUGUAGCCACACCACAAAUGAGACUCCUCCAAAAAUUACGGCCUGGUGGAUGGUGGAUCUUCUGGGGAUUUUCACGGUUGUGUACGUCAGGGUUUUUGCCAGAAUUGAUUACAUCGAACGUUACACAAACUUGACCGUUGGGCUGACAAACAUCUCCUGGUCAGUUCAGCGUCCAGUUAGAAACAUGUACGGCCUCUGCGGCUAUUUCGAUGAAAAACUGACGACUGGUGGUGUUUGGUUUAGAAUAAACUGUACUAACAGCAACAACAACGGACCAUCGUCAUCAUCUCUACCACUAACAGCAAGAUACAUCAUAAUACAGCACAGUGAGCAAGUUAAAAACAAUCAGCUGGCUCUCUGCGAGGUACAAGUGAUUGCCAUUCCAUGCAGUGACUUUAAACCUGUUGUUGGGGUCCUAACUGGUGGGGUCCGUCAGCGGGGUUUUCAUUUUUCAAGGUUGAAUUUAGUUGAUUUGAAUACUGAAAAGAUACCGAAAUGUCUUUUAAGGUCUAGCAAGAUUUUCCAAAUACAGAAAGCAGAAACAAAUUUAAGAAAUCAAAAUGAUUGA